GUGCUUUAGCUCUCCGCCUGUGCAGCCCGGUGGGUGAAGCUGAGGCGCAUCUCGGGCUCCGUCACCGGCGGAGCGAUACCACCAUCUCCUCUCAGCGCUGGUUUGACAAACAGAGAGUGUGUGGCGCGCUGUACCUGAGCGAACGUGUUCGUCAUAUGCUCGCAGAAAGGGGGGCAGAGGACCAAAACUGGACCAAGGGACCUGUAUCUAAUGCUCUGAAAUGCAGUGCCGUGUCAUUCUGGGGUCAAUAGUUAUCUAUCUGGGCUGGCUGCAGUGACUGCUUUGCAUCUGAUGAAGAUUUUUUUAACAUUUUUUUUUUUUACAUGUAUUUUGAUGCGCGUCUAUGGAUGAAUAUGUUUACACUGAUGCUGUGGUGUAGUGCGUGAGUCAUUACUGGCUCAGGUGAGCAGGAGCUGUUGUCAGGCCUCGUUGUCAUGCAUUCACCCUGAGCUGGGUGACGCCAUCCUCAGCGUAGCAGCGGCAGGAUGCCGGUGCAGGCGGCCCAGUGGACAGAGUUUCUGUCCUGUCCCAUCUGCUACAAUGAGUUUGACAGCAGUGGCCACCAGCCCAUCAGCCUGGGAUGCUCCCACACAGUGUGUAAGACCUGCCUACACAAACUGCACCGCAAGGCCUGUCCCUUUGAUCAGACGCCAAUCAGCACGGAUAUCGACCUGCUGCCGGUCAACUGCGCUCUGUUGCAGCUUGUCGGGGCUCAGGUCCCAGAUGUGCAGCCGGUGAGCCUGAGCAGUCCAGCCGAAGUUGAGAACUAUGAGGCGUGCAGGGUGUGUGUGGAAGAGCUGGCUCUCUACCUGAAACCGAUCAGUGGAGCAAAAGGUGUGGCGACACUGAGUCCAAGCGUGCUCAGUCGGCCGAUGCAAAGGAAGCUGGUGACGCUGGUGAACUGCCAGCUGGUGGAGGAGGAGGGACGUGUGCGUGCAGUGCGGGCAGGCCGGUCUCUGGGCGAAAGAACAGUAACUGAGCUCAUCCUGCAGCACCAAAACCCCCAGCAACUAUCUGCCAACCUCUGGGCAGCGGUCAGGGCGCGGGGCUGCCAGUUUCUGGGACCUGCUAUGCAAGAAGAUGCACUGAAGCUGGUUCUUCUGGCCCUGGAAGACGGCUCAGCUUUGUCCAGGAAGGUGUUGGUUUUGUUCGUAGUCCAGAAGCUCGAGGCUCGCUUCCCACAAGCCUCUAAAACCAGCAUAGGCCACGUGGUGCAGCUGCUCUACAGGGCCUCCUGCUUCAAGGUGACUAAACGCGACGAGGACUCCUCGCUGAUGCAGCUGAAGGAGGAGUUUCGGACGUACGAGGCUCUGAGGAGGGAACACGACGCUCAGAUCGUCCACAUCGCCAUGGAGGCAGGCUUACGUAUUUCACCUGAGCAGUGGUCGUCUCUGCUGUAUGGAGACCUGGUCCACAAAUCACAUAUGCAGUCAAUCAUUGACAAGUUGCAGUCUCCAGAGUCUUUUGCUAAAAGCGUUCAGGAGCUGACAAUCGUCCUGCAGAGGACUGGAGACCCUGCCAACCUCGCCAGCCUUAGACCGCACCUGGAGCUACUUGCUAACAUAGACCACAACCCAGAUGCACCGGCACCUUCCUGGGAGGAGCUGGAGAGUGUGAUGCUAGCCGUGAAGUUGGUGGUUCACGGACUUGUGGAAUUUAUACAAAACUUCAGCAAGAAGAGUCAUGAUACUCCACAGCCUCAGGCCAACAGCAAGUACAAGACCAGCAUGUGCCGAGACCUUCGUCAGCAGGGAGGCUGUCCCAGAGGAACUAACUGUACAUUUGCUCACACACAGGAUGAGCUGGAGAAAUUUAGACUAAGAAACAAGAAGAGCACCAGUGUCAGCCGUGCGUUCCCUCUAGCACCAGGGGUUAUGGGUAAAACCUUCACCAUGGAGGGCAGCCUGCACACUGAUGUGUCUGCAGGAGUGGGGCAGGGGCUCAAAGGCACAGGGGAGAACACAGCUGCCCUGACAGAGGGAUUGCCCAGCCUGACUCACCCUCAGCUGGUCCCCAGAGGGGCUGACGUGAUUGAGGACUUGAAGAGAGUGGUGCCAAACGGAUCCAGUGGGGCUAACGGGACCAAUGGGCUUCCAGGCACCAACAGAAACACACCUGGCUCAAAUGAACAAAAGCCAAUCUCUCCUUCCAGAACUCCAGUCAGCCACUCUUCAGCCUCGUCUCCCUUGGCAACUGUUGGACGGGGCGAUGGUGUUGCUAUGCCUAAACAUGGUCCUUUCCUUCUGCGUGCACCACAUCCUUCUCAGGCGUCAGAGCUGUACUAUCAUGAUCCCCACUCUGCAUAUGAAACCACCCAUUAUCCCCCAACAUCAUGUUCCUACUACCCAUCUACUCUUCAUCCUCCCCACAAAACUUGCAUGGCUCGCUUCCUUCGAUCCUCCAACGUCCCAGAAUCCUCCCUGCCCCCCUCGAUUGGCCCUCCACCAUCUUCCUACCCCGGCGAUCCUCAGACGCAGCACCCACCUGUCUCCUCCUCUUCAGGAUACCCACCACACCCACCUAGAGAUCGUAUGGUACCUCCAGCCUUCCAUCACCACCCAGGGCAGCCUCCUUAUGGGCCUCUGGCUCCUGCUCACGGUGUUUAUGCUCCCCUAUAUGACAGCAGGAGAGUUUGGAGACCCCAGCUGUACCACAGAGAAGAUGCCAGGAGUAACUCUCUGCCCCCAGAAGUGCUGCACUCCUCCGUAUACCAGCCUCCACUCAGGGAGAGAUUCAACUCUUUAGACAGCAACUACUGCUCUGGAGCUGAACACCGGCUACACAGGGAUUACGGCCGUGUUCCUCUGGGUUAUGAGGAUCUGUUUAGGAGGAAGCAGGAACAGUGGGCUCAUCAUCACCACCACCACCAUCACAACGCCAACAAACCCUCCCAGUCCUCCCCCAUCUUCACCAUUGAUUUUGGAACAGAGCAUGUGGAAAGCAGUGGAGGUCAAUGCGUUGGGUGCCGGUUCAGAGGCGAGGAAAGUUUAGCGCACUACUCUCCGUGGUCCUGUGGUACCAUCGGCCCCUGCCUCAGUCCCUUUGAGCCUGAAACACUCACAAACACGACGACUCACUCCUGCUCAGGGCACUCGGACUUGGACAGUAAUGCAGGUGGGGAUGUUGGUGUUACCAGUGUGGGGAAGCGAUGGCUGCAUUCUUUGGAUCACUACCGGCGCUUGAAAGAUGAGGACCCGAUCAUUCCUUUUAGUGAGGGACCGAUCAUCUCAAAGUGGGGUGCCAUAUCAAGGGCAGCUCGGACAGGCUACCACACCACCGACCCUGUCCAAGCUACAGCCUGCCAGGGUAGUGUCAGCACUACACCCAUCAACUUUAAAGAUUACAACCCGCAUUUGGAUCACAGCGACUACAGGUGGAGCUCCAGAGGCUCAGACUCUUCCAGCCACUCUAGUUUUUUAGAGAGUGAGCUUCACUGCCGUCGCACAUCAAUAAGCAGUGGCGAGAAAAUUGUGUCGGAUCUGCAAACUCAUCAAACAGUCUACAGCCAGGAUCAAGACCGAGCUGAGAGCGAAUCUGACCCGGGUCGAGACAUUGAACUGGAACUGUGUGCACUUGACAUGGAAGAUUCAGACCCGCAGGAGAUCAAGUCUCAGGAUUCUUUAGACCUGGCCACUCAACAGUCUCAGGAUGCUUCCAACCUCCUCCCACCUUCCUGCUCCUCUCCCCUCCUCUCCUCUCCCAUGGAGGAGCAGCCCCAAUCAGAGGGUCCUUCGACAGAAAAGAUGGACUCUCACCUGCUGAAAAAGAUGGCCUUCAGGAAGUCUCUGUCUCCUGGAGGGUUGGUCUCCGGAGGCCUGGGAGUCUGCAAGCUCCUGAUGCGUACUGGACCUCCUCGAUUGGGGGACACCACUGCCACAAGGGUCUGCCCUGAAACAUCUGUGACAGGGAUGCUGCUCAAUGGAAGCUAAGGGCACUCCAAGUCUGACACUGACUUGCACCAAGCAAGAGAUCACCUGCUUUUCUAUAACCAGAUCCUGGUUAAAGGGACUACAAAUUCCAGCCUUCAUACAUGUCAAUAAUAUGCCUAAAUAAAGCUUAACACAUAUAGCUCAACAGCAGCAGCGCCGCAUAGUAAAGUCCAAAAUAAAACAUAAUGUCCUGCCUUCUAAUUGGUUUUCUUAACCGCUCUUACAGCUCCACAGAGAAUCAUUUAACACUUUUAAUGCCUAUUAAGAUGUAUGACCAGUUUGCCCUUACAGUUAAUCCUGAAUAUGUUUUUGUUUUCUGUUUCAACCCCUGAUCAAAACUGAGGAAGACUUGAGGUCACAGUAUCUUCCUUACAUGUUUUAAACGACAUUUUACUCCUGAAGUUUACACACCAUGUCGUUUUUAUUUUCUUUUUUUACAUUCAACAUGGCUGACAGAGAUGAGUCUUUUUUGUACAAUACAACAUUUUCUGUCUGAUAGAGAAAACAUAUACUGUUGGAGAAUUAUCCACAGUCUUUCAAGUUUUCUUUAGAAAACUAUUUAUUCCAUGUUAUUCUGUCUUUUCACUUAUUCAUCAUGCUUCAGACAUGUAGAGCUGCUUGACAGCGAGUCGUCUUGACAUUUCCAGUCAGAUUCUGUCCUGCUCCCACUACUGAGGUUUAAUGCAAAGAACUUAUAAUUAAAAUAGCAGCGUCAUUAUUUCAUUCAUAUCAUUUGCUGUCAUUAAAUUGCUGUUUAGCUUGUUUGAAGCCACUCAGCUACUCAGAUGCACGAGUUAGAAUUGUAUUUCAGAAUUAUGAAAAUCUACCUAUUAUUGUUUACGCCUUGCUCUUUUUUUUACAUCGUAAUGCACUGAUUUUAAUUAGCAAGCUUACAUGGCAAUGCCCUUUUCAAGCUACAUGCCACUAGUUCAUCUCUCAACUUUAUGUAUGGCUGCACUGAAAAUAUUCACACAUUCAAACAACGAGACAGACAUGAUACACAGAUGAUGAAGAAACUAAAUCUGGUUUUAAUUUAAAGCCUCGGAGAAGAUUAGAGAAGAGGUCACACAUCAUCACUGUGAUUCUUUUGCAGUUCUUAUAUGGUCAUAUGGCCUUUUAUAUGUUGACCUCUAACUUCAAUUAACUGUCAUGAGAUCACAUGCACAACAAGAACACAUUUAAAUGAUCACAGAUAACCGGAGGUCAGGUGAUCAGUGAGUGGAAUGCAGGAGGAAUGUCAACAAAACAACGAUGUAUGUACACUUCUCGUCUUUAUUCACUCUCUGGUGCUUUGAACAUGUUUUCUUAGUUAACUCAUUCGGCAUCACUUAAGACUAUAAGGAUAUUAUUGAAAACAACCCAAUGUAUUUUUAGAAGGAGAUGAAGCCUAUUUAGUAGCUGUUUAGAAAAGACACGUUCACACAAAUUAAUUCUUAAAGACUUGUUCUUUGUGUGCCUGCAGUCUUUAUGGCAUUUAAUCCUGCUGACUGUGAUUGAUAAUCAGUCUCACUGCACUCUCUUUCACUCUCUCACAAACACAUAACACACAGAGUACAUGUGUGCAUGAGCUUUCAUUCACACAGACAAUAACUUUGAAAAGCUGUGGCCUUUUUCUCCAACACAACGGACUCUUUUCUCCAAUUUUAAAAGGUGUAAGCUCUCAGAAACUGAACACUGGUAAUGACAUUGUUCUAGCCCUUGGUGUUCUUUUGUGCUUUCCAGUCACCUUAAGAAAAAUGGAAACAGUAUUCAGAGGUUAUGCAUGAUGUUUGAAGCUUAAGCCUACUGAUGUUAGAACCACCACUUCUUAUGUUUCUUUAAGCUCUAUUCUGUUUCACUUUUUCAAAUGUUUUGUUUUAGGAAUUGCUAACUUCUGUGAAGUUGUGUGCCAGGGUAUUUUGUAUUUUAAUUUUACCUAACAGAGACAAAACAUAUUGUCUUGUCGUCAGAACACUGUUUUGUUUCAUGUUAUUUUGUGCAGUGUGGCUGAUUCCCAUACAGACUAACUCCUUUUUAUAGAUCUUGUCGUGUGUUUCUUCGUCUGAAUCAGUUCAAUAAAUAGCAUGAAAACAUUUGACAUUUUACACAGGAAUUAAAGUGAGGAAGACUGAAUUUGUUUACACCUGUUUUAAAUCUUAAUAGAUUUGUGUAGGAUUGAGAAAAGUGGGGCUUACUUUUCUUUGAAUCUUCAAGCUUCCACUUUAAUUUCCUCUCAGAUUUUACACUGGAUCCCAUUUUAGUGGAUGUUAGAAGUGCUGAACUUGAAAAAAAGUUUUUUUAAGGUUCCAAGUUAAAACUUAAAAAAAAACCCUUGAACAAUGAAAUAGUGGACUAGGAACCCUGCUGAGGGGUUUCCCUUACCCCCCACCCAACAUACGCUGGGAGUAACAAAACAGCACCACUUGAUGUUAAGAUAGUUUUAAAAAAAUGUCUUGCAGAGUUCAUUUCUGUGAUGAAAAGGCAAAAGCUGCUGCAGGGAUCUGGCUGCUCUAAGUCCUGAAAUUAGCUCAGCUACCCAUUUGUUUACAACUUCACUUUUGAAGUCAUGUAAGUGCCAUGUUGUGUACAGUACAGUACAGUACAAUCAACCCCUGAUAUGUCCUUAAGCUUUUCAUAUGUCUCAAUGUUCCUCUAUGAGAGAAGGGAAAGUGCUUGGUCAAGAACAAGAAGUGAGAUACAUCUGUUGCAGUUCUGCUUUGUUCCAUUAGAGGGGGCUAGAUCCUUGUCUGUCUGAAUCACUCAGGGAAGACUUCAGUUGCUCAGCUAGUUUGGCUUUUUCUACUUUAAUUUCUCUCAUAUUUUAUGGAAGUAUUUGCCUGAGUUGACAUUUUGCUAAUAGCUGGCACUUACACCCAAAGCAUUAAAGAAUUACUGCUGAUUAAAUUGUUUGCCAGUGUUGACUUUGCUGUGUUUUCUUUUGCCUCUUGUUAUCAAUAUUGGCUUUGCUAUUCCUGUUCUCAUAGGAAAGGGAUGGGUACUACUGCAUGAUAUAACAGUAUUGUGAGUACCGAGCUAAUGUCACAGUGAUACUCCUUGUGUGUCCACUGCUAUAGUGGCUAACUACUGUACACCACACUAGUCCCCAUCCCAUUGAUGCCAGCAGACACACUGCACCCUUAACCCUCUCCUCACCCUUUUCUUCCUGCAUCCUGCAUGCGAUAUAGUCCCUCUUGUGAUGGCGGAGGAGUAUUGAUGAUUCUGUAGUUGUGAUACAACACUCCAAGCGCUGUAAGAGUUCUGCACAUGCCCACUGUGUGGCCACGUCAAGUGCUGAAGUUUGCUUGCAGCGUUCUACUUGUUUGCUCUUGAAACUGAAUUAUUGUUUGAUAGAAGUUAUACUCUCAUUAUGACUAUUAUUGUUAUUACCACAUGAAUUGGUUGUCGUGGUAUUUUUCAUUCUUGGUCAAUUCUAAGUCUUUGUUUUGAAUUUGAGAAUUUACAGGAAAUGUUUUUUUAUCAGAAAAGAAAGUGUUUCAUUGUUCUUUAUUACAUGGAGAAAAAAAGGCUGUUUGUUGAUUGUGAAACAUGAUGAACUGAUGUUUUCUGACUAUUCAUGUCUGUAUUAGACAUUUUAUUUGAAAAUCUAUUGUUCGAUUGAAAUGUAAAUGAACUAUUAAGAGAUGGUACACAUCUGUCAUUGUAUACAGUCUGGCACCAUCAUUAGAUGGACUUAUAGUAUAGAUACUCAUUUAUACAACCUGUGAUAAUCAGAUCUAUAUUUCAAUGUUUCAAUCAAUGGGGCAUUUGUAUAAUGUUUCAGAAUAGGGAAAAUAAACUCCUUCAGAGACAGCAUAUGUCAAAACGUCCCCGUAAUGAAUAAUACUGUUACGUAUUCCAUUUAUUUCCUUGGAAAUAUCACAUUGUGAAAGGUUUCCCUUUUUACUUACUGUAAAGGUAAUGCAGAACAGGAGUGAAUACAACCUAUGGUGAACACUAUUGAUGUGCUUUUAAUGAUGAAUGAAACUGUUUGAAUGGUAUUUGACAUACUGAUUGAAUUUCUGUGUGUUCUCUGACUUUUCAUCUAUUGCGCUGACUUGCAGACAACGUGGCUGAACAGCAUUCUGCUUCUGUGUUGCACUGAGAGAUGCGUAAAAGUAAGAUUUCAGCACAUGAAACUGCAUGCUACAAUUAAAAAACAACAACAAUG
Molecule: messenger RNA, 8076 nt
Organism: Labrus bergylta (ballan wrasse)
Lineage: Eukaryota; Metazoa; Chordata; Actinopteri; Labriformes; Labridae
Gene: rc3h2
Product: ring finger and CCCH-type domains 2
Biological process (GO): protein polyubiquitination; ubiquitin-dependent protein catabolic process; nuclear-transcribed mRNA catabolic process, deadenylation-dependent decay
Cellular component (GO): cytoplasmic stress granule
Molecular function (GO): ubiquitin protein ligase activity; mRNA binding; metal ion binding
Source: RefSeq, a predicted model, not a curated record